ACUCAUAUCGGACCUCUUCAGACUUGCUCUCCUCACAGAAGUUCUCCAGGAUCCAGAAGCCAGAUAUCAAAAGAUUGGAGUAGACCGGUUGAUGAGACCUUUUGGUUCAUAUGUAACACAGAAGAGCGCCAGACAUAACCAGUGUCUCGACAUUGCUACCUACUCACUUCAAAACAGUGUGGCUACAUCUUUUUUAAAUUAACCCCAUACACUGCAAACCAGAGCAUCGUCAAAGGAUGAAAGGAUUUGGACUUCAACUGUUUAUCGCGCUCACCACCUUGUUAUGGGUGUCAGGAUUAGGGUGCCACAUUGGAGACGAAGAUUUGCGGUGUACAGUUGAUUACCUCAAGACAAUGUCUUGCUGUUGGUCAGCCAAGGUUUCCAAAAAUGCCCGUUGCACCUUGUGGGUUGAUGACCCAGACCAUGAUGAGGAGGACGAAGAUGAGCCUGAAUUUCCAAAGAACUGUAUCCCAAAGAGUGAACCGGGCUCAUCGGAGAUGCAAGGCAGAAGCUGCAAUCUCACUUUCCUGUUUUUCGCUGCUGGACAGACCUUUAACAUGACUCUGCUCUGCCCAGGCCCUGAGCCUCAGGCUGCAGUAGCAUGGAGUCCAAAUUUCAAACCAUUGCAUAACAUUAAACUGAAACCACCAUACAACUUAACAGUCACCAAUAAUUCCCAAGACCAGACCGAUUUCAGCUGGAUGAUAUAUUACGAGAUGGAAUUCGGUGAUAAACUGCAAAUUGAAAUGAGAUACAAAACUGAAGAUGAGCAGUGGACAAAUGCCAGGAGGCUUCGCAGUAUAAAGCGCAAACAACAGGCAAUGAUUGACGGGUCUAACCUGAAACCCAACCGUCUCUACAUGGCGCAAAUCCGCAAUAAAAUAGUGGAUGACAAUCCAGAUGGCUACAGGAGCACCUGGAGCGAAUGGAGUCCAGAGGUCAAGUGGGAAUCGGCAGUAGCCGAAGACCUGGAAGGUAUCUUCGGAGUGACCCAAGUCAGUUCUCUGCUAAUCGCUGGAAUCCUGAUAGUGUUCGGCAUAUUGGCCAUCUUGACCUUUACUCAAAUGACCAUAAGAAGGUACAAUGUGAAGAAACUCCAUUGGCUGUCGAUACCAGAUCCAGGCAAGUUCUUUUACGAGCUGAAUGCAACAUACGGAGGCAAUUUUCAGCAGAAAUGGCUUGGGUCAACGAUGCCGGCUUCAUUCAACAGCACCGAGGACCUGGGGACGGAAAUCUCUUCUGUUGAGGUUUCAGACAUAAAAGAUUCGGAAUCCUUCAUCAAGCAGGAUUACGUCUCGGACAGCAGUGGAUUCAAGAGUAUCGGGAAUUCAUCUCAGUCCAGCUUUGCGAACCAAGGCUACUUCUGGUUUAGAUAUCCCAGCACUUACGAAGUGGAUUCUUGUAAAGUCUACUUCAGCUAUGACCGCAGCAGCCUUCGAUCGGGGAGUGAGGGGAGUGGGUCAUAUCUCCAGAAGAAAGGGUCUUCUCUGACCUUGUCCAAUGAUUCUCUGUAUGAUAGCAGCCAGCAGUAUUCACCCUGCAGUGUCUUUAUAACAGAUCCAGAUCAGGAGUAUGUCUCAACUCAAGUUAAAGCCGGCCAAAGGACCUUGACUGAUGAAGAAAUGGAUGGUUCACCAAGAGGACUUGAGGACCCUGGCAUAGUAACAUCCUCAGGCGAGUUGGGCUACCUUGGACAAUUGCUAAGAGAUGACAGUCCACCCAGAGGGAGCCAAGAGGGUCUCAAUCCAUUCAGCCAGAUGCACCUCUUUGAAAAUUUGCAUUACCCCUUUGUUUCUGUGGAGGAUGUAGCACUUACAGCGAUAGAGGAAAAUAUCAGCAAAUGUAGUUCUGAUGGCUUUACGUUUGAUGAGAGUCAAAUGGAAUCUCCACCAAUCAACACAGAAAAUACACUGAGUGCACAGUGUCCUCAAGAUGGGUUGAGACAAGAAAGCACCAGUAUUUUUAAGAGCACAUCUCUAAAUCUAGGACAGUCUAGUGAUGUAUAUCUUUCACUUAAGGAAGUUCAAAGUAAGUACAGUAACCAGUCAAUUUAGGAUAGAUUUCAAUAAGGAUUUGAUGGCUUAAAUAUUUGCACUAUUGUGCCUGGAUGUGCUAUUAGCAUGAUCCUCAUUCCAAAAGAUAACUAAAUAUCUAUUUAUCUUCAUUGUUGUGUCCUUGGGAAUCAUUUAUGUCCAUCACAAAGAUGGAUCAUAAUAUCUCAUGCAAGACUGCAAUGGUCCCCAGGAUUCACGAGACUGCAUCAAUGUGUGAUUUGAACUCAGCACCUUCUGAUCAAAAUGCUGAGCCAGAGCUGCCGCGAAGCCGGUGUCGCUGCGCGAUUUGGAUGUUUUGAAAGGGCAGACUUUGUUCACGUUUAGCUGAAGACUGACGCAACAGCAGCCCACCACAGCUCUUUCAGACUUGGUGAAAGUGAGGACUGCCGAUCAGUGUCCGAAAGGUGUGGUGCUAGAAAAGCACAGCCGGUCAGGCAGCAUCCGAGGAGCAGGAGAGUUGCUGUUUUGAGCAUAAGCUCUUCAUCAGGAAUGCUGGGAUUGGUGAGGUAUCUGUGUCCCAGAGAUGUUCCCUGAAACGUCUCCUCAAUGUAGAGGAGACUGAAAUCAAGAGCAAUGGACACAGCAGAUGAGGUGUUUGGACAAGAGCAAUGGACACAAUAGUGUGUCUGUUGCUCUCAAUGUGGCCUCCUCUACACUGGGGAGACAGCACGCCAACUUGCAGAAUGUUUCAGGGAACAUCUUUGAGACACACACGUCAAACAACCCGACUGCCCUGUGGCCAACCACUUCGACACCCCCUCCUGCUCCGCCAAGGACAUGCAAGUCCUGGGCCUCCUCCACUGCCAAAUCCUAGCCACCCGACAACUGGAGGAAGAACAUCAAAUCUUCCUCCUUGGGACCCUCCAACCACACGGCAUCAAUGUCGAUUUCGCUAGCUUCCUCAUUUCCCCUGCCCCCACAUUAUCCCAGAUCCAACCCUCCAACUUGGCACCACCCUCUUGAACUGUCCUACCUGUCCAUCUUCCUUUCCAUCUAUCCAGUCCACCUCCUCACCGAUCUACCACCAUUACAUCCCCCCACCUGCAUCAACUAUCACAUUCUUAGCUACGUUAACCCUAGCCCCAACCACCCCAUCCCAUUUAUCUCUUAGUUCCACACACACACACACACACACACACACACACACACACACACACACACACACACGCCUGAUGAAGAGCUUAUGCUCGAAACAUCAACUGUCCUGCUCUUGGGAUGCUGCCUGGCUGGCUGUGCUUUUCCAGCACCACUCUUCUUGAGUGAGUUCUUUCUGAAUCCCACCAUCCAAACACAUGACCUGUACUACGCAGGAGGUCAGAUGUAGGAGAACAAUGCCAGCUACACACCAUUUGGAAGAAUGUUGUUGCUCCUUCACUAGAACUCCCUGCUUAACAGCGCCCUGUACACCAAAUGGACUGCAAGAAAGCAGCACACUACCACCCUCUCGAGGGACAAUUUGGUGUGGGCUCAGCCAGCAGUGCCCACAUCCCAUGAAUGAAUGACAAAGAAAAGACCUAAUGGAAGAAAGAACUUGCGUUUUACACAGCAUUUAGAUUUGCAUACACCCACAUCCCAUGAACAAAAUGACAGCAGGAUGUUAGCUCGUCAUGAAGGUGGGAGGAGGAUCAACAGAGGCUGAUGUAGAUCCCACUUGACAGCAUCAGAAUAAAGCCUGGGAUGGCAAGCGAACCUAGAAGAGGAUAAAUGAGCAGGCCUUUUGUCAUUAAUAAGCUCCAUGUUUAGGGUCUGUUUUCUAAGGCUUGUUAGCUGAGACUGAAAAGGAAAGGUCAAGGAGGUCCCAGAUUUCUUUUUUUGACUUUUUGUGGGUUCAUCACAUUUUGGUACAACUGCCCCACGGAUUCAAGGGAAGAAGAAAAUCCAUUUUGUAGUCCAUUGACUGGUCAUUUCCUGCUGCUGGAAAGCGUUGUACCUACAUACUCUGAUGCUUAGCUUAAAGUUUGAGCUGAUGGGCGUGCCAAUACCUUCCUCUCAUGAACAACGGCCAUUUUGACAAUGGCAGAGGAACCUUGAGAACUGAACUGAAUCAUCACAGAAAGGAAGGAAGGAAUAAAAAUGCCCUCUCAACCAAUUCUCAUAGAACAUUUUGAAUAUAUUUACAAUUAAUAUAGGAUUUGCUAAUAAGGUAGCAUUAGAUGCAUUAUUUAAAAUUAAUUUCUCUUUAAUUGAGUGCCAAUUAUAUUUGCCAAAAUUGUACAUCACAACUUGUUUCAAAUAUUUCCAUCUCUAUGAUUCUAUGACUUUAUAAUUUGUUUCAAAUAUUACCUGUCAGUUCUCAGAAUCAGGAAUAGUGAUGAUACAAAUCAUUCACCUCAUAUAAAAUCAGACAAAGACUGGAAGGAAGAUGGAAUAUUCCUUUGUUAUGGGUAGCAAACCCUCAUGAGCACUCUUCAGCCGUGGAAUUUCAAUCUAACUCAACAUAAAAAGCAAAUGAUUUGGAGUUGCCGGUGUUGAGGUGUACAAAGGGAAACAUUUGUGGUGAAUGUUCAAUUCUUAUUGAACAUAAAUUUAUUGUUUGUUUUUCU
Molecule: messenger RNA, 4597 nt
Organism: Hemiscyllium ocellatum (epaulette shark)
Lineage: Eukaryota; Metazoa; Chordata; Chondrichthyes; Orectolobiformes; Hemiscylliidae
Product: interleukin-2 receptor subunit beta-like
Exons: 11
Coding region: 237-2054 (605 amino acids)
Biological process (GO): cytokine-mediated signaling pathway; immunoglobulin mediated immune response
Cellular component (GO): membrane; external side of plasma membrane
Molecular function (GO): cytokine receptor activity; protein binding
Source: RefSeq, a predicted model, not a curated record